AUGUCCAGGGUUUUGCUUAGAUGCCAAGCUGACUCAUCCACUGCUCUCGAGUUUUUCAACUGGGUAAAGAACGACCUCGAUCAAAAACCAAGCACUCAAAACUACUGUAUCAUUAUACAUAUUUUAGCAUGGUCUAAGAAUUUUAAGCAAGCAAUGGAAGUGUUGUUGGAAUUGGUAGAGUUGAAAAGAAAUAUGAAUUCUUCAGAAAGAUUGACGGUGUUUAAGAUCUUGCUUAAUUGUACUGAUGAGUGUAAUUGGGACCCUGUUGUAUUUGACAUGCUUAUCAAGGCUUAUCUCAAAAAGGGUAUGGUUCAAGAAAGUUUUCGAGCUUUUAGAAAAAUGGUGAAGCUAGGAUUUGUUCCAAGCACUAUUACGAUUAACUGUUUGUUGAAUGGGAUUUCGAGGAUGAAUUGUGGUGAAAAGUGCUGGGAAAUUUAUGAGGAAAUGGUAAGAAUCGGGGCUCAUCCCAACUCAUGUACCUUUAACAUAUUGACUCAUGUUUUGUGCAAGGAGGGAGAUGUGAAUAAGGUGAAUGAGUUUUUGGAGAGAAUGGAGGAAGAAGGAUUUGAUCCCGACGUUGUGACCUAUAAUAUGCUUAUUGAUAGCUAUUGCAAGAGAGGGAGAUUGAAGGAUGCUGUUUAUAUGUAUAAUAUCAUGUAUUUAAGGGGUGUGAUGCCAGAUUUGAUCACACACACGACCUUGAUAAAUGGCCUUUGUAAGGGAGGUAAUGCAAGAGAGGCUCAUAGGUUGUUGCAUCAAAUGAUUCAUAGAGGGCUAAAGCCAGACGUUUUCUCAUACAAUACUCUUAUAUGUGGAUACUGCAAGGAGGGAAUGAUGCAGGAGGCAAGGUCUUUGGUGCUUGACAUGAUUGACUGUGGGGUUACCCCCGAUAGUUUCACUUGUUGGAUACUUGUAAAAGGAUAUCAUGGUCAGGAUAGGUUGAUUUCUGCGAUGAAUUUGGUGGUGGAGCUCUUGCGGUUAAGUGUUUCCAUUUCUAGAUAUAUAUUUGAUUAUUUGAUCUUUGCUUUGUGCAAGGAGAAUCGACCAUUUGCAGCAAAAUCAUUUUUGGAAAGAAUAUCUCGAGAUGGCUAUGAGCCUAAUGCGGACAUCUACAAUGAGUUGAUUGAUUCUCUUUGCAAAAGUAGUAGUUUCGUGGAGGAGGCACAAAAAUUGAAAGUUCAGAUGGUAGCUAAGGAUAUGAAGCCUAAUUUAUGUGCAUAUAGAGCUAUUAUUAGAAGUUUGUGUGGAUUAAGCAGAAGCAAGGAGGCUGAAUCCUUGAUGCGAGAAAUGGUUGAAUCUGGCUUCCAACCUGAUAUUGAAAUUUGCAGAGCUUUGAUGAAUGGGCACUGCAAGGAGAAAAAUUUCCAUGAUGCUGAAUCAUUGUUGGCCUCCCUUUCCAAGGAAUUUCAGAUCUUUGAUGCAGAAUGUUACAAUGCACUUGUUAGGUUGCUCUCUGAGGAAACUAGCACUACUGCGUUGAUGGAAUUUCAAGAUAGGAUGAUGAAACACUUUUACAACGGCAUUGGUGGCGGUGGAGAUAACAAUGAUGGGAGUGAUAACAAGAUGAACAACAAAGACAAGGCCUUUAUGGCAUUGGCUGAGGCCAGUAUGAGUCUUAAGAGUUUGCCAAAGUUUGGUGAGUUCAAAGAGAGAUUACUGGCUGAUGAUCUCUUCUUGGCUAAAGUUUUCAUUGAAUGUGGAGUUGGACUCUUCACCAAGGUGGCUGGUGCUGUACGAAACAGAUCUAUCGAAAUGGUGAAGGCUCUUUACAUGAUGAACAGGGCUGGAGAUGCGGGGAAGAAGUUGAUGAGCAAGAUUAAGAAAGAUUCACAUUCUGGAGCUGGCAUAAGAUGGACCUCAAAAACCCAAAUAAAAUUCCAAUUGACCGAAAAAAAACUGUCUAAUUGCCUAUUGAAUCCUCGUGUUCGGAGAUGGUGUGCAUACGAUUGGUUUUAUAGUGCAAUUGAUUAUCCUUGGUUUGCAAAACAGGAGUUUGCUGAGCAUUUGUAUCAUGUAGAAUGUAGGUCAUGUUCCAAGAUUAACUUGUGUGGAAGUGUCAUAAGAAUCUCUCUUGGUAAACCACGACAAUUUUCUGAGCAUUUCCUGAAAGAAGAGAAGGAGAAGCUUAAUCAAUAUCGGAUUCCCUUAGAAAACAUUGCACUGAGCUCUGUGAAGGUAUCAGGGAAGGACUACCAACAGAUCUUGCAUGACCCUUAUCAGUUGGAAAGCGAGUCAUUCAUCCAAAAACAAAGGAGAUCCAUGAUGGCAGUGUGCUAA
Fraxinus pennsylvanica is the source of this 2277-nucleotide messenger RNA. The record is from the annotation of a GenBank genome assembly. NCBI's taxonomy places the organism in Eukaryota, Viridiplantae, Streptophyta, Magnoliopsida, Lamiales, Oleaceae.